Messenger RNA from Lipotes vexillifer (Yangtze River dolphin), 8557 nucleotides. RefSeq names its product immunoglobulin superfamily member 10 (gene IGSF10). NCBI's taxonomy places the organism in Eukaryota, Metazoa, Chordata, Mammalia, Artiodactyla, Lipotidae. Gene Ontology annotation, cellular component: neuron projection. The coding region runs from base 1 to 7833 and encodes 2610 amino acids. Gene Ontology annotation, molecular function: protein binding. Gene Ontology annotation, biological process: cell-cell adhesion. The record is from RefSeq and is a predicted model, not a curated record. The transcript is spliced from 7 exons.
AUGAAGGUGAAAAGCAGGGGAAGCACCAGCUUACUGGUCUCCUUCGCGGCAGUCUGCCUGGUGGUCUUCCCCGGGGGCAGGGCCUGUCCUCGCCGCUGUGCCUGUUACGUGCCUACAGAGGUGCACUGCACGUUUCGGUACCUGACCUCCAUCCCACACAGCAUCCCGCCCAACGUGGAACGUAUCAAUCUAGGGUACAACAGUUUGGUUAGAUUGACAGAAACGGAUUUUUCUGGCCUAAACAAGUUGGAGUUACUAAUGCUACACAGCAAUGGGAUUCACACAAUCCCUCCUAAGACCUUCUCAGAUUUGCAGGCCUUGCAGGUCUUAAAAAUGAGCUAUAACAAAGUUCGAAAACUUCAGAAGGACACUUUCUAUGGUCUCAGAAGCUUGACACGGUUGCAUAUGGACCACAACAAUAUCGAGUUUAUAAACCCAGAGGUUUUUUAUGGACUCACCUCUCUCCGACUGGUGCACUUGGAAGGGAACCAGCUCACUAAGCUUCAUCCAGAUACAUUUGUCUCCUUGUGCUACCUCCGGAUAUUUAAAACAUCUUUCAUUAAGUAUCUAUACUUGUCUGAUAACUUUCUGAGCUCCAUCCCUCAAGAGAUGGUCACCUAUAUGCCUGAUCUGGAAAGCCUUUAUCUUCAUGGGAAUCCCUGGACCUGUGAUUGUCAUUUGAAAUGGUUGUCUGACUGGAUACGGGAGAAGCCAGAUAUAAUAAAAUGCAAAAGAGACAGAAGUCCCUCCAGUCCUCAGCAAUGUCCACGUUGCAUGAACCCCAGGACCUCUAAAGGCAGGCCCUUAGUUAUGGUCCCAGCUGCAGCUUUCCUGUGUGCCAAGCCGACCAUUGACCCCUCCCUGAAACUGAAGAGCCUGACUAUUCUGGAACAUAGUGUUUCUGUGUCCAUCUCUCCCCAAGAUUUCAUGGCACCCUUCGGCUCCCUGACUUUGAAUAUGACAGACCAGUCUGGAAAUGGAGCUAACAUGAUCUGCAGUGUUCAAAAGCCCUCAACAACAUCAUCCACUGCAUUCACUGCAGAAAAUGACUAUAUCAUGCUAAACGCAUCAUUUUCAACAUUUCUGGUGUGUAACAUAGAUUACAGUCACAUUCAGCCAGUGUGGAAAGUGCUGGCUUUGUACAGUGACUCUCCUCUGAUCCUAGAAAGGAGCCACUUGCUCACUGAAACACCACAACUCUGCUACAAAUAUAAACAGGUGGUACUGAAGCCUGAAGACAUCUUUACCAACAUCGAGGCUGAUCUCAGAGCAGAUCCCUCUUGGUUAAUGCAAGACCAAAUUUCCUUGCAGCUAAACAGAACUGCCACCACGCUCAGUACGCUGCAGAUCCAGUACUCCAGCGAUGCCCAAGUCACUUUACCAAGGGCAGAGAAGAAGCCAGAGAAACACAAAUGGACCAUGAUUUCCAGGGAUAACAAUACUAAGCGGGAACGCACUGUUUUGGUCGGUGGGACCAUUGACCUAGAUUGCCCCAGCCAAGGAGACCCUCCCCCACAACUGGAGUGGCUUCUAGCUGAUGGAAGUAAAGUGAGAGCCCCUUACGUUAGUGAGGAUGGACGAAUCCUGAUAGACAAAAGUGGAAAACUGGAACUCCAGAUGGCAGAUAGUUUUGACACAGGCAUAUACCACUGCAUAAGCACCAAUUACGAUGACGCAGAUAUUCUCACCUAUAGGAUUACGGUGGUAGAGCCCUACAUAGAAGCUUAUCAGGAAAAUGGAGCUCGUCAUAUAGUUUCCAUUGGUGAAACACUUGACCUUCCAUGCCAUUCUACGGGUAUCCCAGAUGCCUCUGUCAGCUGGGUUCUUCCAGGAAACACUGUGCUCCAUCAGUCCUCAAGAGAUAAGCAAAUUCUUAACAAUGGCACGUUAAGAAUAUUACAGGUGACUCAAAAAGACCAGGGUCAUUAUCGUUGUGUAGCAGCCAACCCAUCAGGGAUCGAUUUUUUAAUUAACAAAGUUUCAGUCAAAAUAAAAGGGCAACAGCCAGUGGAGCAUAAUGUAGAAACCGAUGGAUCUGGGUUUGAUGAGCUCAAUGCCAUUGCUCAGCUUAAGGACCCACCAGCUGCACAACUCCUCACAUCUGCUCCAGUGAGGGCUGAGGCUGGAAAACAAGUCUCAGUCACAAGUAAGAAUCCUAAGCAUGGGGUGUUAAUAGCCCAGCGGCAUGGAGAUGCAACCAACCAACGUUUUGGAGAGCACAGGAGGCAGUUCCCUCCCUCUGCCCGGAGAAUUGACCCACAACACUGGGCAGCAUUACUGGAGAAAGCUAAAAAGAAUAUUAUACCAGAGAAGCGAGAAAAUAUCAUAACAAAGCCACCUCCACUGGUCACCCAACUCCUGGAAAUACCUGGUGAGGAAGUAGACUCAUCAGGCAUGCUCCCUCCAGAUGAGGAAUUUAUGGUCCUGGCAACUAAAGCUCCCAGUGUUCUGGCAAGGACAGUGACUGCUGAUUCCAGAAAAUCAUCUGAUAUCCCUGUGACAAGUAUAGCUGCUGGCACCAAAGUCUCCCCAGUUGUGAGUCCACAGAUACUACUGCCUGAAAAACCAAGAGGUUUCAAACCAUCUACUACUAUUAAAACUAAAGCCAUGUCAAAGAACAUGAAUGCAACCACAUCAAGCAAAAUGCAAGGCACAACCAGCCGAAAUUUAUCUACUAUCUUUCCUCUACUACCUGAAGCAAGUCAAUUUCAGGAUGCUGAGGACAUGGAGAGAAAAAGAGAGCACUGGCAAAGUGCACCCCCAGUAACAGUGGGGGCUACUACAAUCAAAGAUGUCCAUAUCAAAAUUCUGGGCAGUGCUAACAGUAAAGCUGAUGUAUUUUUAGGAUCAGUAAAUGCCACGAGUAGUCAUCAGACGUCUGUAAUAGGAGUCAGCAAACCCUGGAGCCGUCAUUCCCAUUCUCAUGUUACUCAAAAACUUAACACUUCUAAGCUCCCUUCAGACCCUUACACUGGUAAGGCUCAUUCUCAGUUACACAUUCCUAGAAAUAGUACAAUUAACACUGCACUGUCCAGACACUUUGCAAGACGGAGGAAAAUUUGGAGCAGGGGGCAAACUCCAAUUUUCCGACAGCACGGAUACAACUUUGUGAGGCCAACACUCAGAGGUUCUUCUGUAGGAAGAACCACUGCAUUUUUAGCCACAGAGCACAAUGUGGAAUGCCCAUCCUGUUCUCCCAGAGAAAGGCUCACCACUGCUGCAGCAGCAUUGCCUUUUCCAAGGUCUUCCCCCAUCACCCUCCCUGAAGCUAAAAUUGCCAGAGUCAUAGCAGAAGAAUCUACAACUCUAGUCCACAAUCCAUCAUUGCUAUUUGAGAAAAAACCAAAUGUAGAUGUUGAGAAAACAGCACCGACAAUAAAAUAUUUCAGUGCUGAAAGUACCCAAGUGACUCCAACUUGUGCAGUUAUGACUCAUGCAACACAUAUUAGUUACCCAAGCAUGUCUAAAGCCAGUGAAGCUAAAAGAGAUUCAGUGAUUGUAUCGCCACUUCCAGGUCCCACCAUCAAGCCACCUAUGCCUACUACUAUAGCCAUUACAAGACUUUCAAGAAGGAAAAUUCCCUGGCAUCAUAUCUUUGUAAAUAACCAUAUCCAAAAAGAAAAGCUAAAGAAUCAGCAAAAAUUUGGUUCACAAAAAAGCACAGACUUGGUUUUUCCUAAAAUAUCUCCUGCUUUACCCACAGAUAAACUUUCCCCCUUCCAUUUCACAACACUCUCAGCAAGUGUGAUGCAAAUCCCAUCCGUAACAUCAGCUAAAACUCACCACAGUGCCACUAGAACACACAGUCGUAUAAGUCUCCCAACAAUGAAGGAGCUGCCCUUCCCACCUGUUUACCCUACACCUCCUAGUAGCUCAAGCAAAGAAUCAAGUACAGAUUUCAUAUCACUGCAAACAGCCAUGCUGACAACUACUCCUACUGCCCCUGCAUCUAUCAUUAUCAACAAAGCCCAAAUAGGCAGACCCAGGGCACGAAAAGUACAAAGAAUAAAGGAGACUCAAAAGAAUAGGAAUGACCCAAAUAACUCUCCCAGCCAGAUUUCUGGCUUCAUUACACCCACCACUGUGACACUUCCUGUUCUAACAGCAGCUGAAACUUCAACCAAACCCAGUGUGUCUGCUCUCACUCAUUCUCUUCUAGAAAACAUAAAAGAAAUUUCAAGCACAAUUGGUCUUCAUCCAAGAACCUUUCAUCUGACAGAUGUACUUGAAAAGCCACCCCAGAAGAGUAGUCAGACUUUGAAGAGCACAGCUGCUUCUGAAACCACUUUGUCCAGCAAACGACACCAGAGUACCACCACUAGGAACAGAAUCCUUAGACACUCAACUGUGCCACCCUUCCUGAGCGCCAGUGCCACUCCAAUGCCAAUUCCCACCUCCCCUCCCUUGAGUAACCAAAGUGCAGUUGCUGACAAUAUGGCAACUCCCAUUUUCAGGAUGAUGACAAGUACAAUGGUCAAGUCACAUGAAUCCUCAAAGCACAAUGCUCAUCCACAGCAAUUAGAAGUAACAUCUCCCCAAACUCACCCAAAUGCCAAGUUCACAAUUGGAAUCACCCACUUUAUCUACUCCAAUCUGUUACGUUCUACUUCUGUGCCAGCACUAAUAACAGCUAAAUCGCAGAAUUCUAAGUUGACGCCCUCUCCCUGGUCAGAAAACCACUUUUGGCACAAAUCACACCCAGAAACGGCUGAAAAGGUCAAAAAGCCAGUAGUGAGCAUACUGCCCACUCCAGAUCUGCCAGAGGACACCACUCAUGCUUCAAAUUGGGAUAUACAGAAGAAUGCAAAGAAAAGUAGCUUCAAUAAGACACCAAUUCAAAAAAUAACAACUUCCAAAUUCCUUCCCUUUGAUUCUUUAUCUAGGAAUAUAUUUGAAAGGCCCAGAAUAGUUGGAGGAAGAGCAGCAACGGCAAGUUUUACUGUUCCAGCUAACUCAGAUGCCUUUCUUCCUUGUGAAGCUGUUGGGAAUCCCAUGCCCACUAUCCACUGGACCAGAGUCUUAUCAGGACUUGAUUUGUCUAAAAGGAAACAGAAUAGCAGGUUCCAGGUGCUCCCCAAUGGCACCCUGUCCAUACAGAGGGUGGACAUUCAGGACCGUGGACAGUACCUGUGCUCAGCAUCCAAUCCAUUUGGCACAGACCGCCUUCAUGUCACCUUGUCCGUGGUUUCCUAUCCCCCCAGGAUCCUGGAGAGACAUACUAAGGAGAUCACAGUCCAUUCCGGAAGCACAGUGGAACUGAAGUGCAGAGCUGAAGGCAGGCCCAGCCCUACAAUUUCCUGGAUUCUUGCAAACCAAACAGUGGUCUCUGAAUCAUCCGAGGGGAACAGGCAGGCCCUGGUGACAUCUGACGGAACGCUGGUCAUCCACAAUCUCAGCAUUUAUGACAGGGGCUUUUACAAAUGCGUGGCCAGCAGUCCAGUGGGCCAGGAUGCACUGCUGGUUAAAAUACAAGUUAUUGCGGCCCCACCUGUUAUUCUAGAACAAAAGAGGCAAGUUAUUGCAGGGACUUGGGGUGAAAGUUUGAAACUGCCCUGUACUGCAAAAGGAACUCCUCAGCCCGGUGUUCACUGGGUCCUCUCUGAUGGCACCGAAGUGAAACCAUUACAGUUCAUCAAUUCCAAGUUCUUAUUUUCAAAUGGAACUCUGUUUAUCAGAAACAUAGCCUCUUCAGACCGGGGCACUUAUGAAUGCAUUGCUACCAGCUCCACUGGCUCAGAGAGAAGGGUGGUAAUUCUUACAGUGGAAGAACGAGAGACCAUCCCCAGCAUAGAAUUUGCAUCCCAGAAAUGGACGGAGGUGAAUCUGGGGGACAAAUUACUACUGAACUGCUCAGCCACUGGGGAGCCGAAACCGAAAAUAACCUGGAGGCUACCAUCCAAGGCUGUCGUCGACCAGUGGCACAGAAUGGGCAGCAGCAUCCAAGUCUACCCAAAUGGAUCACUGUUUAUUGGAUCAGUAACAGAAAAAGACGGUGGAGACUACUUGUGUGUGGCGAGAAACAAGAUGGGGGACGACCUGACCCUGAUGCACGUCAGCCUAAGACGGAAACCUGCCAAAAUUGACCACAAGCAACAUUUUAAAAAGCAAGUUUUUCACGGGAAAGACUUCCAAGUCGAUUGCAUGGCUUCCGGCUCACCAGUGCCCGAGAUAUCCUGGAGUCUGCCUGAUGGGACGAUGAUAAAUAACGCCAUGCAGGCCGACGACAGUGGCCACAGCACCAGGAGGUUCACCCUCUUCGACAAUGGAACCUUAUACUUCAACAGAGUUGGGAUGGCAGAGGAAGGAGAUUACACUUGCCACGCCCAGAACACUCUAGGGAAGGAUGAAAUGAAAGUCCACCUAACAGUCAUACCAGCCGCCCCACGGAUCCGGCAGGGUUACAAGACCAACACGAGAGUCAAGGCUGGAGACACAGCCGUCCUUGACUGUGAGGUCACUGGGGAACCCAAGCCAAAAGUAUUUUGGUUGCUGCCUUCCAAUGACAUGAUUUCAUUCUCUAAGGACAGGUACACAUUUCAUGCCAAUGGGUCUUUGUCUGUCAACAGAGUGAAACUGCUCGAUUCUGGAGAGUACGUAUGUGUGGCACGAAAUCCCAGUGGGGAUGACACCAAAAUGUACAAACUGGAUGUUGUCUCCAAACCUCCAUUAAUCAAUGGUCUGUAUACAGUUAAAACCACCAUUAAAGCCACGGCGGUGAGGCAUUCCAAAAAACACUUUGACUGCAGAGCCGAAGGGACACCAUCUCCUCAAAUCAUGUGGAUCAUGCCAGACAAUAUUUUCCUCACAGUUCCAUACUAUGGAAGCAGAAUCACAGUCCAUAAAAAUGGAACCUUGGAAAUUAGGAAUGUGAGGCUUUCAGAUGCAGCCAAUUUUACCUGUGUGGCUCGGAAUGAAGGAGGAGAGAGUGUGCUGGUGGUACAGUUAGAAGUACUGGAAAUGCUGAGAAGACCGACAUUCAGAAAUCCACAUAAUGAAAAAAUCGUUGCCCAGCUUGGAAAGUCCACAGCAUUGAAUUGCUCUGUUGAUGGAAACCCACCACCUGAAAUAAUCUGGAUUUUACCAAAUGGCACGCAAUUUCCCAAUGGACAAAACAACUCUCAGUAUCUAAUAGCAAGUAACGGCUCUUUUAUCAUUUCUAAAAUGACUCGGGACGACGCAGGAAAAUAUCGGUGUGCAGCAAGAAAUAAAGUUGGCUAUAUUGAGAAAUUAAUUGUAUUAGAAAUUGGCCAAAAGCCAGUGAUUGUCACUUACGCACGAGGAACAGUUUACAGUAUCAGUGGAGACACUCUAUCGUUGCGCUGUGUCUCUGAUGGAAGCCCUAAGCCACGUAUCAAAUGGACCGUGCCAAGUGGUUAUGUAAUAGACAGGCCUCAGAUCAGUGGAAAAUACAUACUGCAUGAAAACGGCACCUUGGUCAUCAAAGAGGCAACAGCUUAUGACAGAGGAAGCUACGUUUGUAAGGCUCAAAACAGUAUUGGCCACGCACUGAUUACUGUUCCAGUAGUGGUUGUGGCCUACCCUCCCCGAAUUACAAAUCGCCUACCCAGGAAGGUCCUCACAAGGACGGGCGUGGCCGUUCAGCUCCGCUGUGUGGCCCUGGGAGUCCCCAAGCCAGAAAUCACAUGGGACAUGCCUGACCACUCCCUGUUCUCAGGGGCACACGAAGGGAGGACACAUGGAAUUCAACGUUUUCACCCACAAGGUACCCUAGUCAUUCAGAAUCCUCAAACCUCAGAUUCUGGGAUAUACAGAUGCACAGCAAAGAAUCCACUUGGAAGUGAUUACGCAACAACUUACAUCCAAGUAAUCUGACAGAAAAUAAAACUACCUGAACAAAGUCAACAUCUGGACAGAAUUUACUUUUUGGAAGAAGUUUAAUCAAAGGCAGCCAUAGGCAUGUAAAUGAAUUUGAAUACACUUACUUACUUACAAUAUUAAAUUUAUAAUAGACAUGCAAAAAAAAGGACUUGUAAAUAAAUACAUUAUGAACUGAUACUGAUUUUUUUUUAUAAUGGAUCUUUUAACUUAAGGCACUUUUAUUUUGCCAACAAAUAACAAUGAACAUUAAGAGAAAACGAUCGACCAUAAAAUAACAAGUGGAUAAUGUACCUGAAUUCUUCAUUAAAGAAAGAAUGGAAUUUUUUUUCUUUCAUUACCAUUUGCCUAGUGUCCACCUUCUAUUAAUCAAUCAAUGUGACAAGCAUGGUGCUGAGGACAGACACAAUGGAAAAGAUGAUUAAGUUUGCGGUCGAUGUAAAUUUGCCAUCCUGAUGUAUAAACGCUGUGGUCAGUUUAUAAAUAUUUUACUAAAACCCACAGAAAAUAAGCACUGAACUGUUUUACGAUUCACCAUUUUGUGCACACUGAAAAUUUUCACUGAUGAUGGGGAAUACAAAAGAAAGUUUUAAUAACUGCAUUUAAAAAUAAAUGCAGGCUGAAUUUCCACUUGUAAGAAAGCAACUUAAGACCUGCACAUCAUAAAACGUGAAAAGGGGGGUUGAUUACAUCUAUCCCAAAUAAAGCCAUUAAAAAGUUU